This is a messenger RNA of Salpingoeca rosetta, 2871 nucleotides long. RefSeq lists its product as uncharacterized. The transcript has 17 exons. Gene Ontology annotation, cellular component: nucleus. Lineage: Eukaryota; Choanoflagellata; Craspedida; Salpingoecidae. Gene Ontology annotation, molecular function: RNA helicase activity; ATP binding; nucleic acid binding. The record is from RefSeq and is a predicted model, not a curated record. The coding region runs from base 133 to 2670 and encodes 845 amino acids. Gene Ontology annotation, biological process: rRNA processing.
GAUUUUCUCACAGAGAGGAGAAAGAAUUGGAAGGACAACGACUGCUUCGACCACGUGUGCUGCUUGCUACUUGCUGCUAGUGACACCCAGACCACACAUCAGUUCACACAGACAAACCACGCAUUCGAGGAGAUGGGGCAGAAAGGCAAGAGGGGUGGUCACCAGGGCCGUAUCGGGCGCAACGGGCGCAAUGGGCGUGUGCUGAGCAAACGUGCGCUGGAGAAGAAGAAGGACGACGAAGAGAUCCAGCAGCUUGAAGAACGCAUCCAGGAGGAUUACGAUGUGGCAGGCUUCAAGCUGUUUACAGAAUUCCCCAUCUCAAACCGCACCAAGAAAGGGCUGGCGGAUGCGGGGUUCAUCAAACCAACCCGCAUUCAAAAAGCAACCUUGAAGCAUGCACUGGCCGGCCGUGAUGUGCUCGGUGCUGCAAAGACGGGCUCUGGCAAGACGCUUGCGUUCCUUAUUCCCGUGCUGGAGAAACUCAACCGCGAGCGCUUCAGCCGCGAUUUGGGCAUUGGCGCCGUCGUCGUCUCCCCAACACGCGAGCUUGCACAGCAAACAUACAACACACUCGUCCAAGUCGCAACCGGCCACGAGAUGUCGUGUGCGCUCUUCAUUGGAGGAAACAACGUGAAGAUUGAGAAGACGAUGGCUGCGACCAGAAACAUCAUCAUCUGCACACCUGGUCGCCUCGUGCAACACAUGGACGAAACACCAAACUUUGGCUUUGACAACCUUCAGGUGCUGGUGCUUGACGAAGCGGACCGCCUGCUUGACAGCGGCUUCAAGGAGGAGGUCGAUCGCAUUGUCAGCGAAAUGCCCCCGCACCGCCAAACCCUCCUGUUCUCUGCGACGCAAACGGCGGAGGUGGACGAGCUUGCCCGCCUCAGUCUCCACAACCCGGUCUUCAUCAACGUGCACAAGGACCAAGCGGCGACACCUGCGCGGCUGAAGCAGUGCUACGUCGAAGUGCCGCUGCACGAGAAGAUCAACCUCCUUUAUUCGUUCAUCGAAUCCCACAAGAAGCACAAGACCAUGGUCUUCCUCGCCUGCCGCAAGCAGGUGAACCUGCUGUACAAAAUCUUUUGUCGUCGCAAGCCGGGCGUAUCCAUCUUUGAGCUCGUUGGCCGCCGUUCCCUCCACACGCGCCAGGAGACGCUGCGCAAGUUCUCAAAGGCCAAGGCCGCGGUGCUGCUGACGACGGACGUUGCUGCGCGUGGACUGGACAUUCCAAACGUCAACUGGGUGCUGCAGGUCGACUGUCCGGAAUCCGUGGACACAUACAUCCAUCGCGUGGGGCGGACUGCGCGGUUUGGCAAGAACGGCAACGCCAUGCUGUUUCUCCUGCCGUCUGAGCUGAACAUGGUGAAGCAGCUUGAGGGGCGCAAGGUGCCGAUUGCCCGCAAGGAAAUCUCCGCACGCGCUGUCCGCUCCAUUGUGGAGACGAUGCGGCGCGAGUAUGCGACAGACCCGGACAUGCUGAUGCUCGGAAAACAGUAUUUUGUGCGAUAUGUACGCUCGGUGUACAAUCAAGCAAACAAGGACGUGUUCAAGGUUCACGCUCUGCCACUUGAGUCGUUUGCAAUGUCGCUGGGUCUGCCAACUGCACCCAAUGUCCGCAUCGGUGGCAAGCACAUCACGCAGAUUCAGGCGGCACAAGCCAGCAAGGAGCGGGCUGGCGCACAGACUGUCACAAAGGAAGAGGAGGAGGGCAGCAGUGGUGAAAGCGAUGAGAGUGCGGGAGAGGAGGUGGACGCGGCCAUGCGCAACACCAACAUUGCUGAUGACGAUGACGAUGACGAUGAUGAUGAUGAUGAUGACGAUGAGGAUGAUGAUGAUGAUGAGGAUGAUGAUGACGACGAUGAGGAUGAUGAUGAUGAUGACGAUGAUGAUGAUGAUGGGGAACGCGUGACGCUUGACAGCGAUGAUGACGAGGCAGAAAAGAAGCCAAAGAAGCAGCUGACCAAGUUCCAGCGCAUGAUGGCUCGCAAGAACAAGGAUGUGCUGAGCGCUGCGUUCAACAAGCUGCACGAACUUGGGGAGCAAGAUGACGACCUCCUUGUUCAGCGGACGACGCAGACGCACGAGGAAAUUGAUCCGAGCGACAAGAAGCCCGCCGUGCUCUCCAAGCGCAAGCAGAAGGAGAUGCAGCGACAGACGCGCGCUGCCGUCCUGAAGAGGCAACUGCGACACAACGAGCGCUAUGUCUUUGAUGACGAAGGCAAUGCCAUCAAGAUGGGUCCCAAGCUUGUUGGUCUGGACAUGAGCAAGAAGGAUAUUGCAGAUCAAUUCUCGCCUGAAGAUGACACGCUUGUGCAAGAAGUGAAACAGGACAUGGAAAACUUCCAUGAGAUUGACAAGAAGCUGGAGCGUCAGCGCAUCAAAGAGAAGAAGAUGCAGCGGAAGCAGAAGGAGCGAGAGCGACGUGCCGAGGCGAUGGAGGCGAUGGGUCUUGGCGGCGUGGCACCCAUGAUUGGCGGCGCAGACUACGACGAUGCCGCCGUGGAGAGCGACGAUGAUGGCAACGAGCGGCAGGACGAGGCCACAUACGGGGACAGCAGUGAUGGAGAAGAAGAUGAAGCUGGCAACGCUGGCGAGGAGGACUGGUUGCUGGAUGAGGACGAUGAAGAUUUGCUGCCGAAGAAGAAGGCGAAGAAGUCCAAGGUCUGAGCGCGCCCUACCUGCAGAAGGAGGCGAUGUGGCGCUGUUGGUUGUGAUGUGUGGCUUGGUCCGCUGGCCUGUGUGAAAUUGUGUGGGCGAGUGCGCCUUGUUCAUAUCAACCAUGGAGUGACGAACAACUUGGAUUGUGACUUUUUUGAGUCGAUCUUUAUUGAACGCAGCACCAGACUUGACUCUGAAGCUUUGACCGGG